Molecule: messenger RNA, 3776 nt
Organism: Drosophila subpulchrella
Lineage: Eukaryota; Metazoa; Arthropoda; Insecta; Diptera; Drosophilidae
Gene: Set8
Product: histone-lysine N-methyltransferase PR-Set7
Exons: 3
Coding region: 289-2376 (695 amino acids)
Molecular function (GO): protein binding; histone H4K20 methyltransferase activity
Source: RefSeq, a predicted model, not a curated record
CUGACCGACGCGAAGAAAGAGAGAAAGAACCAAAAAAGUUUGCGGAAAAGUGCAACAAUUAAUAUCCCCCGCCAUCGAGAUGCUGCCAUGCAUAUAGUCGAUCGCAUUCGCUUGAAAAUGCGCUGCUGCGUGUGACGACAGUUUUCCCAGCCAGGUAAUUGCAGUCUGAUUUUCCGCGUGUGCGUGUGAGUGGGAAAACGCGUGUCCAGGAAAAACGCGCCAACCAAAAACAAAAUCCCCAAGUUACUACCGCCCAGCCAGCGAUCACGCGCCCCCAACCCGUUUUAAAUGAUAAUGGUGCGAAGACGACAACGGACCGCCAAGGAGUCCACGUCCUCCCCCGCCUCCGGGGGAGGACCCUCCUCGGCAUCUGACAUUCCGGUGGACCAAACGCUGCCAAUGAGCGUGGCGGGAAGUCUGCUGGAGGAUCAGUAUUUUGCCAGCCCCAAGCGGAAAGACUGCCGACUGAUGAAGGUCAGCGAAAAUGGUCAACUGCCGGAAACCACAUUGAUGGACCACAAAGGCCAUCACAAAGACAACAAAGCGGGUCGCACAAUAGGCGUUCCCUUGGCCACACGCUCGCAAACGCGCACUAUUGAGAACUUUUUCAAAGCAAAUGCUGCCGUCAAGGAUUCCGAAAAGACAAUACACACAGAGGAUCAGCUAAAGCUGGUGCAUGAGGAGCUAAACCAAGAGGAUAAGCAGAUGAAUGGACAGCUGAACGAGGAGGGUGAGGAGCUACAACUGGCAAAUGAGCAACUAAAUGAGCACCUGGCCUUUGCCGACGACGAAGAUGCCAAGGCAGAGCAAAAACUAAUGGAGGAGCUGCAACUGCAGCAGGUUGUAGAGGAACUACUGUUCGAUGGCAGUUCUAGAGCCUCCUCGGAUUCGCCCUGCUAUCAGCGUGAGAUGCAGGCCAUGCAAGAGAUCCAAGUGAUGCCUGAAAUCCUACACAUCAAAGAGUUUCCAGAGCUAAAUGAGCGACUCGGCUCCCUGGCCGACUUUCAGACCCAUCGAUCUGCGCUGAGGGACAGCCACAGUUCGACGCACAGCAGCAGCACCGACAACAUCUUUCUGCAGGAACCCGUGCUUACCCUCGACAUAGAUCGCACGCCCACCAAAGCCUCUAGCAUAAAAAUUAAUCGCAGUUUUGAGCUGGCCGGAGCCGUGUUCUCAUCUCCUCCUUCUGUGCUAAAUGCCUGCCUUAAUGGGCGCUUCAAUCAAAUAGUAAGCCUUAAUGGUCAAAAGGAGCCGCUGGCUGGGCCAAGUUUCGACUUGGACCAACACGACAGCAGUUCCUGUGACAGCGGGGUAGCCUGUGCACUCACUGCCAAUACUGAAUCGCCAGCGGGGCAAGCUCGUCGCAGGAAACCAGCCACACCGCAUCGCAUUCUGUGCCCCUCGCCCAUCAAGACCGGUUUAAAGGUAACCGGAGGGAUUUGCAAGGUCGGAUCCACGGAUCCGUUGUCGCCGCGCAAGUCGCCAAGGAAAUUGCCCGCCACCACUGCGGCCGUGGCCGCCUGCAAGUCGCGUCGAAGACUGAACCAGCCAAAGCCACAAGCGCCUUACCAGCCACAACCACAAUUGCAGAAAUCACCGCCACAACAGCAGCAGCAGGAUGACAUCGUUGUGGUGCUGGAUGACGAUGAUGAUGAGGACGAGGACGAUGUCCACGCCCUGCUCAAGGCCGCCGAAGAGCGGGAGAACCAGAACAAAGCACCAGCCACAGCCAACUGUAACAAGGCGGGCAUGAAAGCCAUGCUCAAGCCAGCGCCUGUAAAAUCAAAGACCAAAAGCAAGGGGCCAGCGAAGGGACAACCGCCGCUGCCCUUGGCUGCCACCAAUGGCAACCGUGAGAUGACCGACUUCUUCCCGGUGCGAAGGAGCGUACGCAAAACCAAGACGGCCGUCAAGGAGGAAUGGAUGCGCGGCCUGGAGCAGGCAGUGCUCGAGGAGCGCUGCGAGGGUCUCCAGGUCCGUCACUUUAUGGGCAAGGGAAGAGGUGUGGUCGCCGAGCGGCCCUUCAAACGAAACGAGUUCGUGGUGGAGUAUGUGGGAGACCUCAUAUCCAUUAACGAGGCCGCCGAACGGGAGAAGCGCUAUGCGUUGGAUGAGAAUGCCGGGUGCUACAUGUACUACUUUAAGCACAAGACCCAGCAGUACUGCAUCGAUGCCACUGUGGACACCGGCAAGCUGGGACGCCUCAUCAAUCACUCUCGUGCCGGCAACCUGAUGACCAAGGUGGUACUCAUCAAGCAGCGACCACACCUCGUACUCCUGGCCAAGGACGACAUCGAGCCGGGCGAGGAGCUGACCUACGAUUACGGGGACCGAUCCAAGGAGUCGCUGCUGCAUCAUCCCUGGUUGGCCUUCUGAGGAAGAGCUUUCCAGGAGCUCGCAAAGGGGGAUGCGGUUCAGCCUUAAAACGAAGACUAUUUACCAUGUUCGAGGCAGAUAAUCUUGAACAUACGACCAGGGCUAAACUGGUUUUUGGCUCGAGGGAUUCUUUAUUAGCUUUUAUACGUAGAUUGCCUCGCCUUGAACUAAGCAAAUUUGUUUUCAGACCUGUUCCCAUUACGGUAAGCUGUCGGAAUUAUUUUUAAUUAGUAAUUUUCGUUAACAAAAAUGUAUCAAGACCUUAGCGAGUUAUAUUUUUUGUAAGACCAAUUCAAUCAAUCCAAAUUCCGGCAAUUUUAAUCGGCAUGGAACAGAGAACAGGGAUAUUUGAGACUCGUUCAGGGCAUCCCCGAGCUUAGAUCUUAUUUUGAGGGAAAGUAUGUAAACUGUUAGUUCAAAAUAUCAUAACGGAUAGCCACACCCACACACCCCUCACCCAAGGGUGGUUCCAGCCAGGGAAGGAAAGUAAUCAAUGCCUCAGAAAUAGGUCUAAAAUCAAUUUUGGUCUGUGCAGUUUCCAAAAGAAGUUACAAAACAAGUUGAAAUUUCUCUUGGAUCAGUGAAAAUAAUCGAAAUUAUCUAAUAAGAACAAAUUUAUCAAAAAGACCUAGACUUUAGAGAUUGUAAAUUGAUAUUAGACCAAUGUUUCCUCAAGCGAAAUGCCUUAAAAUUGUGCGAUUACGGUUCACCCCCAAAGGUUCUUUAGCCGAAGAUCGAUCCACCCCUGCCCCCCACACUCAUGAGCAUAAUUUUUGAUUUGUUAGCGUUUCAUUAUGUUAAAGCAAGGCUAAAGUUAAGGAAAGAUAAUAAUAAUAAUAAUUAAAAACAACGCGCUUAAGCAUUAAGGCAUCAUAAGAUAAUUGAAUGAAAAUGAAAAACUGUUGACCAUUUAGAGAGACGACGAUGAUUUUCAUGAAGAUGUCAAUGAAGACACACAUUCACAUUGACAAAAAUCGAUCGUACACUAUUUAUAUAGAUAUUUAUAUUAGAUACAUGUGUAAUUUCUAACUAUUACGUACUAUUUACUGCCAUAGAGCUAUACCCCCUCGCACCUGCCCCCGAACCCCUAGGAACUGACACUGAAUCGUUGAUUUAAAUCAUAGACACACACUCAUUAAUUCACGAGGCUUCUCCAGGAGAGUAGUGGACUGCUGGACACCUAGUGCUUCAACUUAUUGAUAAUCUCUCUACUCACACGCAGGUUUCAAUCACACUCACUCACUCGUACACCCAUAUUUUAUAUAUAUUUAAUGGUAGAUCGGCCCGCCCCGUCCCAGAAAUCCGGCUUUUAUAGUUUAGCAAAUGAGUUCAAAUUCGUGUUGUCCCCCCUCACCCAGAUUUCUGUAUUUUAAUGAAUGCUCCAAUAUUGAAGGAUUUUG